This is a messenger RNA of Phacochoerus africanus (Common warthog), 1819 nucleotides long. RefSeq names its product programmed cell death 1 (gene PDCD1). Gene Ontology annotation, biological process: negative regulation of immune response; positive regulation of T cell apoptotic process. Gene Ontology annotation, cellular component: membrane; external side of plasma membrane. Lineage: Eukaryota; Metazoa; Chordata; Mammalia; Artiodactyla; Suidae. Bases 65 to 931 code for a protein of 288 amino acids. The record is from RefSeq and is a predicted model, not a curated record. The transcript has 5 exons.
UUUCCACCUGCACUGUGCACAGUGGAGGAGGCAGCGGCAUGCCGGGCGGGCUGGUGCUCCGGGCAUGGGGACCCCGCGGGCACUGUGGCCAAUUGUCUGGGUCGUGCUACAGCUGCGCUGGUGGCCAGGAUGGCUCCUAGAUGCCCCCAGCAGGCCCAGGGGCCCCCUCACCCUCUCCCCGGCCCAGCUCACGGUGCCCGAGGGGGCCAAUGCCACGUUCACCUGCAGCUUCCCCAGCGAGCCCAAGCACUUCAUCCUCAACUGGUACCGCUUGAGCCCCAGCAACCAGACGGACAAGCUGGCCGCCUUCUCCGAGGACGGCAGCCAGCCAGGCCGGGACCCACGCUUCCACGUCACGCCGCUGCCCAACGGACGAGACUUCCACAUGAGUGUGGUGGCCACCAGGCGCAAUGACAGUGGCACCUACUUCUGUGGGGCCAUCUACCUUCCCCCCAAGACACAGAUCAACGAGAGCCAUCAGGCAAAGCUCACAGUGACAGAGAGAGUCCUGGAGCUGCCCACAGAGCACCCCAGCUGCCCGCCCAGGCCCGAAGGCCACUUAGAGGGCCAGGUCCUGGUCAUCACCAGCGUCCUGCUGGGGCUCCUGCUGCUGCUGCUGCUGGCCUGGAGCUUGGCCGCCUUCUUCCUCUGGGCCCCUCGAGGUGACCGUGCCCACCAGACCGAGAACCAGCCUCGGAAGGAGGGCGCCUCUUCUGGGCUUGUAUUCACUGUGGACUAUGGGGAGCUGGACUUCCAAUGGCGAGAGAAGACCCCGGUGCCCUCCGCUGCCUGUGUCUCGGAACAGACCGAAUACGCCACCAUCGUCUUCCCAGAGAGGCCGGGCUCCCCAGGCCGCAGGGCCUCAGCAGACAGCCCGCAAGGGCCCUGGCCUCCGAAGACGGAGGAUGGACACAGCUCUUGGCCCCUCUGACCGGUUCCCUCGGCUGGCCCGAGGCCUGCGGACCCUGCGCCGGGAGCCGGGGUUGGACACACUCCCUGAGGAUCACCCUGGGGGAGGGAGGAGCAGUGGGGCCGCCCAGGGGUCGAGCCCUGUCCAAGGCUGACUACCCCCUGAACGGCUCUCCUUUUAACGCUUGCAGGACUUGGGGGCAGGAGUGUCACUCUCCCUAUGGGCAAGGGGGAAAGGGCUCACCCAGGAUGCCAGGCCCAGUCCUGGCUGAGCUGGGCAGAGCUGCUCUCCUUCACGCGCCCUCCCUCCAGGCAGGCAGGGGGCAGGCAGGUGGGGGCCACUUGUGGCUGUCAGACUCCGAGAGCUGCCAUGGUGCCCACUGUCUCCCCGGGGAACUGGUGCCUGGACAUGGGGCUCAGGGGCCCGGUGGGAGGCUGCCUUGGACCCAGCACACAGCUGGGGGGAACAGGGCGGGAGGAGAGAGGCACAAGGUCGGGGGUUCAGGGAGGAGGGGCUCGUGCUAAUGCCCAGGCCUGGAAGAGAGGUCCUGGCAGCCAUGGGGCCACCUCUGCACUCCCCUCCCCCCUCUCGUGUGCCCAGGCCCAUCAUAUAGCCUGGAAGAGGAGGCGGGAUUGGAGUCAGACUGCCCAUGUGUCCCCCAUGUGGCCACACUUCUCCUGAUGCCCAUUCAAGGUGCUACUUAAAGGGGCCUCAGCCAGGCUCCCUCCAGGGUGCUGGGGCAGUGCAGGAGUCCCCUCGGCAGUGCACCCUCCGCGGUCCUGCCCCUGCCCCCACCUGCAUACCACAUGUCUUCCGGGGCAACGUGGGACUCAGGGGCACCUGUCCCACCUAGGGGUCUGCGAACUUCCCUGUUGUUAUAUUGUAAUUAAAGAGUGACAAAAGCUCUAA